Dendronephthya gigantea is the source of this 1266-nucleotide messenger RNA. RefSeq lists its product as uncharacterized. Bases 1 to 1266 code for a protein of 421 amino acids. Lineage: Eukaryota; Metazoa; Cnidaria; Anthozoa; Malacalcyonacea; Nephtheidae. The record is from RefSeq and is a predicted model, not a curated record. The transcript has 6 exons.
AUGGCGGCCGGCAGAGGAGAACGUAUUCGAAAUUCGGAAUGGGAAGACGAUGAGGCCUUGGAAGCAGAUCUCAAGAGAUAUGUCAUGCAAAACCUUACUCGAAGAGAGGUAUUAGAUUUCGUAAAACACGAUUUUCCGCAUUAUGCGUGGAAUCUAGGAACUCUUAGUCGCAGGUUAGCGUAUUUUGAUAUAAAAUAUGUUCGUUACGACAUUGACGUACAAGAAGUGGAGAACAUUGUUCGGGAAGAAAUAGAAGGACCAGGACAACUUUUGGGAUAUAGGGCUAUGCAAAAAAAACUCAGGGAGGUGCAUAACUUAGCAGUUCCACGUGGGCUAGUCCACAACGUGAUGGGGAUUGUCGUCGACCCGGAUGGCCUGGAGCGAAGGGGAAAUGUUGGAGUUAAAAAGAGAAGAAGAGGAGCAAUGGGGACAUUCACUUCAUUGGGUUCAAAUCAUACACAUUCUGGAGAUGGCCAUGACAAAUUGAUGGGCUUUAUGAAUGAUACAUUUCCACUAGCUGUAUAUGGUGUACAAGAUGUCUUUAGUGGUUAUAUUGUAUAUCUAAAACUAUGGAACUCUAACUCAGAUCCCAAGUUAAUAGGAAGAUGGUAUCUGGAGAACUUGUACAAUACCAGAGUUAUAAGUAAUCACCUGAGGCUCGACAAAGGAACAGAAACGGGUCAAAUGGCUACUAUUCAUGCCUUUCUAAUGCAAUAUAACUUGGAAGAGGUCGAAGAUGUCAGUGCUGGAGAAACUGUCCAUUAUGGACCUUCUACAAACAACAAGAUAGAAAGGUGGUGGCGUGAGCUACAUCACCGUCUGGAGAAAUAUUUCAAGAGACAGCUGUUAAUGUUACUUGAAGAAGGUCAUUAUGAACCAGACAAUCAGAGAUAUAGAGAUCUUUUGGCAUUUGUCUUCAUACCGAUAAUUGCAAAAGAAAUGAGUAUGUUUCGUGAGACAAUAUGGAACUCACACAGGGUUAGGUGCCAAAAAGAUGCUCGGAUGCCUAAAGGAAUACCCAAUCACUUGUACGCAUUUCCAGAGGAGUAUGGGGCAGAACAAUGUGGUUUUCCAGUAAGCAAGGAAGCACUUGACGAAGUUGCUGAGCUCUCUGGUGUCAUGACUGUAGGAGACGAUUUUUUGACUCCAAAUGUGAGAGCUGAAUGUGAAAGGAUAAUUCCAGAAAUUAAUGCUGUCAAGCCAAAUGAUACUACCACUGCUUACCUUUUUCUGAAGACCCAUUACCAGCAGUCAUCUAGUCAUUAA